Messenger RNA from Pocillopora meandrina, 13214 nucleotides. Lineage: Eukaryota; Metazoa; Cnidaria; Anthozoa; Scleractinia; Pocilloporidae. The record is from the annotation of a GenBank genome assembly.
UGCGUCAAAACCUUUAAGUCUUUCUAUUUCGCUAGACAUUUUUAGAGUAUCCAUGAUUUUCUAUUACCAGCGGCACCCGUCAAUAAAAGUGGGGACAAUUCUUAUGUUUUUCUAGGCUAAGAGACCUAAUUAACAUUUACUAUUGACUCAGGAAAACGUUCAGCCCUUAUGUGUUUAGACGAUAGCUAUGUCCAACAAACAACGAAAAUAUGUUUUUAUUCCUACUUCCUCCCCCGAAUGUAACAACGAAUGUAAUGGGAUAAUGGAAGCUAUUGGUCACUAAGUUACCUCAUGCCGUUGGAGAUGCGCCAUUUUAUUAGACCAUGAACUCUACCGAUUUUUUGCGGCAGUGGAGAGCAGCUCCACAUGCCAAUUGUGCCACAAAUCACUCAUGAUUAAAAAGAAAAACGAACAAUGAAAAAUUGAAGUGCAAUUAAAGAGUUGUGUAUUCAGUGCAUUCACAUUUUAUGAAAGUUGUCCUGUGCGCCGAUCAUUAGACCGCUUCUAGUUGCUAAGUAUCGUCAAUACCGCCAAUUUUCCUUUCCGGAUUCGCCAAUAGCGUGGACAAAUAAAAGAACUGUAACUAGAGCGUUUAUUUGUUUUGUCGCCCUGUUUUCGGCUGAUUGUUUUUCAGUGUGUACAGUGAGGAAAGAGAAAACAAUGGCAGCUUGCUCAAAUCAAUUAGAGUCCUAGGUCAGUGUUUAUUAACAGUUCACACUCGUAGUAAGAAAGCUUUCCUGUUCACCUGUCACUCUUAUCUUUGAUUACGCGAAUUUCUCAUUUACAUAACAACUGCAAAGAAUUCAUUGGAGCAGGGGAACGGAAAACGUUCAGAAUGAAGAAGGGCAGCAAACUCAAACAUGCCGACUUUUGGGCGAAGAAUGCCUUGGGCUGGUUUGAGGAAACUGAAGGUGGGGAAUUGUGAAGAUCAGCUAUGGGGAGCGCAGCGAGUUUGAACCAGUCUUACAGCGGGGCGAACGAGCAAAAUGGGAAAUUACAACAGAGUGCUGCCACCAAAACCAACUCAACAACUCAACUCAAACGAGAACUGAAAGAAAAAGAUGACUUUUUGCAGCGAAAAGACGCCGAAUUACAACAUCGGCAGCGCAUCAUUGAAGAGAAGGAUGCCGAGUUGGCCAAACUGAGGAAGGAAAUACACGAAUUGAAAUGUGUCGUCCAGCAAACUACAUCCAAGACAAGUAUUCUGUCUACUAUUCAAGAAGACAGCAUCAAGGGCGGAAGUUUCAAACCACGAAAAGCGAUGAGAUCCAGCCGAAAGGAGAAGAGAAUGGCUGUGAGUGGAGAGAGUAGUUCAAAGGCAGAAGAGGACACAGAGAAAGAACUGGAGCGGCAUCCCAAGGACUUUCGGUGAGUGUUGCUGUUGUUAUCGGUUUAUUAAUCAUCCAGAGCAAUUUAUUUGAUUUAAGUGUUUGUUUUUCUCACUUUCUUGGGCCAGAAUUGAAAAGGAAAUUCUGCGAGGUAACAGCAAACGGUGAAAUACUUUUUAACUGUCAAAGAUUCAUCGAGCGAACUGCAUAUCGACUCGAAGCAAACAGAGAGGUUUGCUGUCAAAUUCGAUAGAACAUCGCUGUGUUUUACCCCAUUCACCUGGUUUUUCUUAAAUCAACAUGUUUCCGAAUAAGCUGUUUUAUUUUAACAUUCGGAUAUCCUGUCCUCGGAUGUGUUUACUUUCGGGUAAAAUUCGUCUUGGUUUUGCUCUCGAUGUAAAUUCAUAACGUCUCUGAAUGUGUCUUUAUCGGUGAAUGCCAAAAAAUUCAUUACUGAAGGUUUAUUUGAUCUUUUUCCCUAGUGAUCAAACUAUGCGCUUAAUGCUGUCAAGAUUUUUUUUUCAAAACAACCUUGGUUACUCGCAAAAAACAAGAUUGGGAAGAAUUUUGAAAUUUUAUUUUCCUUCGACCUGCCGCAAUAUCUCGCUGUAAUGAUUACAAAUUCAAAAAGAGAACUUAUCGUUACAGACUCAUUACCAUCCCAAUUUAUUUUCUACGUUGUUUUAAUGUGUCGUGAAGUUGUGACUAAUUGACUUAAAUUUUGACAUGCCUCUAGGAUUAGUUCAUUUGUUGACCCUUAUCUGCAUAACCACUACGAAAUGACGAAUUUGUCCAAGAAUAUUUUGAAGACACUUAGUUGAAAACGUUUUAUUUUAGCUACAAUGAUCUUCGGAUCUGGCAACGGUCGCAAAUUUUGUUUAUCUUCCUCCGAGAGGAACAUAAUUUUAAUUCUAGUAGUUUUUUGAUUAUAUGUUAUUUAACUUCUAUAUGCUUGCCGUUUAAUGAAAUCGAAGAUCCCUCCGUACUGCGUUCGUAUUUCAUAUAGCCAUAGUUUCAACAGUAUCAAUGCCUCAAACCGUUUCUCUUAUUCAUCGAAGUUUUUUUUUCGCUAAAAUAAUUAUAUUUCAAUACUCUAAGUGCUCCUACACUAAGUGCCAUAUUUUCAGACGUGUGCAUUCCGAACCGGAACAAGUCCAGAUGGAAGAGUGUGUUCUGCAUUGUUGUUAAGAUAUUUCUUCUUUAGAGCACAGCUUCACUUUAAAACAAAUGAUCGACGUUAAAUUUCGCUAUAAAUUAUUUUUUCUCCCCUGUUAUAAACAUUUCCUACGUCUUUCUCUCCCUUAAGACUGGUGGGGGCUAGUAGCCACCGCGCGCAAUGCGAUCGCGGCGAAGUCAUUGUUUGUGAGUUUAGCCUAAAUUUUAAUUGUCAUGUUCGUCAUUGUGCGAUUCUAUUGAAUAUCCUCUAUCCUUGGUUAGCCUUGCUCGAUAUUGCUUUAUUAUUGCCUCUUUUGUGUUUCACUGUCUGACCUUACCGGCUGAUAUUUUUCGGUCUUCAAGGAGUUAAAGUCGUUUUAUUCCGUGCAAAAAAAAAAAGACUUUUCAACAUCAUGAAGUAGGUCGGUCAAUCCUUUUAAAAAACAAACAAAUUUUAAGCAUCUUUAGUAGUGCUCAGAUUGCUACAUAUGUAUAUUAAGGUAUCUCUUUUAUAACUUAUGCUAAAUUCGCCUUCCUCUUUUUGAUGUUAGGUCUAAGCAACUCAUUAAAGACGCAAUCAAUGAAAAUGAUUUCUUGAAGAACCUUGAAUCGGCUCAAGUUCGUGAGAUAGUGGACUGCAUGUACCCCAAGAACUACAGCAGGAGUGAUAUGAUUGUAAAGGAGGGAGAUACUGGGCAGGCUUUGUUUGUUAUCGCAGGUGAGAUACGACGUCUGGAGUUAAAUAUAUGACGAAAAAUGCAAUUCAGUUGUCAAGGGGUCAGUCGUUCAAUUUAUAACUUCUGCGAAAUAUGAAUGAAACACAUGGCUAAUCGUGGGCUCCAACGUCAAAAUUGAAAAAUAGGAAAAGCGCAUCAACUCGCACUAAUAACUGUACAUCAACCUCCGACAUGUAAAGCGGCGCUUGAUCAUUCAAUCCGAUCGAAAGACGCAGACGAAGAACGUGUUCUGCCGAAAGGAAACAGGUUGAAAGAUUUGGGGGGAAGUGGUAAAGGUUGGAGCGAAUUUGUUUUUAUUAGUUAGUGUCUGAACUCGCAAAGGUGGAAGGAGGAGAACUUCCAAUGGCACGAAACCUCCAGAUACCAUAAUAUAGCGGUCGAAACGUCGCGGUCUACUUAUUAUUUAAAGAGUACUAAUACUGAAACACGUUUAAUUUCAAUAGGAUAAAUUAGCAGGUCGUUGGUUUCAAAAUGUGUGACGUUAACAUGUGUAGCUACUGAACCCUUUGCUUUUGGGAAAUCCGAAUAUAUUUUAGUUUAAGAUUGUUUAUGGUUUUAGGUGAGAAAAAUAUUAAAUUUUUACCCCCUCUCCCGCCCUGUCAUAGCUAUGAUCGCCACAGUCAAAGGGAACCUGCUCUUUGAUGGGAUUUGUCGACUGAAAUCAGUAGACAUUAAGAUAGUUAGAAUAUUUUCUUUAGAGUAAUCCCUAUUUUUACAGAGGGCCGCCUUGAGGUGACCAAGGAUGGGGAAGUUUUAGGUGAAAUAAAUGGUGGAACUGUGUUCGGCGAGUUGGCCAUCCUGUACAACUGUAAACGUACUGCUUCUGUUAAAGGUAAACAAACAGUUAACUUAAACGUUCCUUUCCGUGUACAAAACAUUUUUUUUCUUGACUGUCCAAAUCUCAAUUUUCUCAACGAAAAUUCAUCCAGAUGGUAUGAGUAAUGAUGAUUGAACUGAAUAGGGUGCAAUUUUCUGAGCUUGGUCUAAAGCUUCACUGUUAGAGGGGUCCUUGAAAUUGCAAGAUUUACGUUCAUCUAUUAAAAUGCAUUCAGUUCGUAAAGUAUCCAUUAACCAAAUCUUGGCGAAUCUUAUUACAACAGCUUUAGAAAGCGCCAAACUGUGGAUCAUCGACCGUCGUGUUUUUCAGACGAUAAUGAUGAGAACAGGAAUGAUGAGACAAGCUGAGCAUAUCGCGUUCCUUAAAAGGUACGAAAAACGUAGACCUAUAUUUCGAGCGGGGAUUUUUAUCUAGUGUUCAUUAUUUUUACGUCACAACUGUCAGUUAGGAAUGAGUUUGUGAUUUUCUUAUUGGUACACAGAUCUCAGGAUAAAAGCAAUUCUGUUCCCAUUCGUGGCUUUUCUAAAUACUGGCUUUAUCGAUUUCUUCAGCUUAUAAGUAGCAGUGAAUUCAUUUAGGUGACAAAUAGUUGUAAAGAACGAUGUUUAUAAAGACAAUUUCUGGCAAGACACUUUCGAAUCUAGGAUUAUUUUAUUUCACCUUCUAUGCUUAGUAACUGAAUGUUCCCUUAAUUCAUACGAGAAGGAAAGGAGUAUCCUUCAAUAAGGAUAAACCAUAAACCGUUCAAUCUGAUCUUUAAUGUCUCUCUUCCAAAGCGUUCCCCUUUUGAAGAACUUGUCCGAUCAAGAAUUUGCGAAACUUGGUGAUGUUUUAGAAGAGGUAAGACAGUAUACCUAGUGACUCUUUGUACUUGAAACAGCAAGUCAAUUCUCGAUAAAACGUCUGAUUCAUAAGAGCGUUUCCGGCCGAGCUCUAACAUUUGGGAAAGAAAAAAAAAACGAAAAUGAAGCCUUUGCAAACGUUUCCUGUGGGUUAUGGGCGGCGGCGGUAAACAUUACGUUUCAUGGUCUUUGCCCACCAAGUCUUAACAUUUAGAACAGCCACAUAUGCAUAUGUAGAGAUGAGAUCAAAUUUCCAAAUUUGUUGUCUUUUUUAAUUUCUGUAGGACUAUUAUCAUGGAGAAGACUUCAUUAUCCGCGAGGGAGAGAGGGGAGACACGUUUUAUAUCAUUACCAAGGGCUCGGUAUGUGACACUCAAAUCGUGCAAUUCAGUUAACUUCUUUAAGAGGUUACACCUUACGAUAUCGUAGAUGCUUGGGAUCUGGAUGGCUGAGGGACCAUAAACGGAUACUUUAAAACUGGCGAAGGCCUUUGGAUGACCAAAUGUCAAACAUCAUGUUGUGUGGUGUCGGCGUGGUGGUGUGGUUUUGAUGGGGGAUAAUUUUGAUAUCCGGUGGGUGAAAUCUUCGAUUGGAUUUGCUUCUCGUGAACCUCGUUAUCAAGCUUACUCUUCCUUCCGCCCCAGGGUGCUCUAAGAAAUUCCGCUUUGGAAUUACUGAACUGGUUUGCCUUAUCAGUGGGUAUUUAUUUUUAUGUUUACACUGUUUUACAUGUAUUUACAGCGUCCUGAUUUAGUACAAAAAGGACCAAAUACAUCUUAACUUAAAUAAACCUAAAUAUGAUGAUAUUAUCAAAACAAAGAACUUGUUACAUGACAAAAACUUAGUGCGUUUUAUCAGGUGAUCGUCACCCAAAGGGUUGCAGGACGAGAGGAGCCUCAGGAAGUCAGGCGACUUCAGAAAGGCGAUUACUUUGGCGAAAGAGCUCUCUUGAGGUGAGUUUAUUAAAAUCGUUUAUGCAGACGUUAGCUUUUGAGUUUUGUCCAUUUUUUUUUUGCAAGAAGCUGAUUGCACCCUGUGUUUCGAAUUAACGCUGAAACAUUGUCAUAGUAGAAGUAACCCUCAGAAGUUUGCAAUACUAACACCUCAGCUACUAAAUCUCGUUUUCGCAACAUGUACUGGUUGAAGAAUAUGGGUGAUGCACGUACCCAGCACCAAGUAUUUCGAUAACACAUUUCUAUUAUACGUGACACCCAGUAACCGGUUGGCGCACUUCUACAUGCAGAAGUAAUAUUUCUGCUGUUAUCUAGAGUAGGCUGGAUACACAGAGAUUAUUCCGUGGAAAGUGUGCGCGAACGAUUUUUACUCACGAGCUGCGAUGCAUAAAAACGAACGAAUGGGUUUUUUAAUGCAUCGCAACAAGUGAACAAAAAUCGUUCAAGCAUUUUCCAUGGUAUGAUGUUUUUAUUUCAUACCUAAAUUUACAGUGUGAAGUACGAAGCGAACGACUGUGAAAAUACAUCUUUCGUCCACUUAGAGACACGAACAAUAAUACUUCACAGCGUAAAUCCCAGUUUGUAUGAAAAUAAAAUUCUAAUUACACCAUGAGUGGCGUUUUCGACCACUCGCUCGGCUCUGGCGGUAUCUAAAAACGGUUUCGCCAUCGAUUCCAAUGAAAAAAAAAUCGGGGUUUUAAGUCACCCAUGUCGCAAAGCCUGGAGAAAAAAUUUGGUGGGGGGAGGAAGGGCUCAAAGGAAUCUGUUACCAUUUUAACUAUUCGAAACUAGUCCACCAGAACAAUAACACUGUCUUAAGUCACCUUGAUUUACAUUCUGCAAACCUGAUCUGUGUAGCGUACCUUUUGCUGUUUCUCUUUAGUGAAGACCGCAGAACAGCUAAUGUGAUAGCUGAACCACCCGGUGUGGAAUGUCUUGUGGUCGAAAGAACGUAAGUCAUAGUUUUAAUUUUUUUGUAAAUAGUGCAAAACCACACAAAUAUAAAAUAAAAUGAAUUUUGGUGUAGUUGUUGCUGUUGUUGUGGUUUUUGUUGUCGUUGUUGUAAGUUAUCAAUGGGUUGCUGAUUUGAAUGUCCUUAUAGUACCCGAUCUGAUCACAUUUUUCAGGGCUUUCAAAGCGGUGAUUGGUAACCUUGAUGAGCUCAGAAAAAAGGAUUAUGGUGACGAAGAGAGAGGGGCUAGGAGGUUAGAAAGCUGGUUAUGAAAGUUGUUUCUUUGUUUCUCUGUGUACCUUUCAGAGAAAGAGAUUUUAAGUUUAAAAACAGCAAGGACAACGAAGGGCAAGAGGGAGAGAGACUUUAUUUUUAGCGCGAAUUUUUUUCCUAGCUGCUGGGCUAUAUACAAACUCGACAUCCGUCGCGAUUCACACUCGUACGAUUUUUAUGCUUUAUUAUAAUUAUAACAGAGGAUAUCUAGCAACGGGAACAGGACUGUGAGAUGCUUUUAUACGGCAUUUGAACAGAAAAGUGACUCACGAAAAUUCUGACCUUUGCUUUAUUUUUAGGGACUUUUCUACCAAUGAACCUGAGGGAAGUUACUAUCAUGAGAAUAAAAUUACCAAGGAAUUCGAAGAUCUAACACUCGAUGAAUUGGAAGUUAUCGCUACCCUUGGAAUGGGGGGAUUUGGACGUGUGGAAUUGGUAACGACUUACACCCUUUAUUCGUUGUACCUGGUUGUCUCCAGGGCCUCUCUUCUUUUCCCUCAAGGGAAAGAGAUAUCUUGGAAACAAUAGUUUGUUUACGCAAUUUAUAACUUUAACCAAGGUUUUAUUUGCGCGCAUGUAAAGUUUUAAAAGAUAAGGAUUGCUAUCAUGUCCAUCACGUGAUGAAACAAACACAUCUAAAUCUUGCUUCAAUUUCCAAUUUCUGUAGCUUAUCUUGAUCAAAGAUUUCACACCUAUUUUCUCCUUUAGGUCCAAAAUGUUAAAAACAAGCAAACAUACGCACUGAAGUGCCUGAAGAAGAAACACAUUUUGGAUACACGACAACAAGAGCACAUUUACUCUGAGAAGAAAAUAAUGCUCCAAGCAAACUCUCCUUUCAUUUGCAAGUAAGACGCUUUGAUGAAGUAGAUGAAGCCAUGCAAAUGGUUUUACUCAACGCAAAAUACCUAACAGUUGACUUUCAUUGACAUUUGCAUUUAUUUUCCUCAUGAGUAGUAAGUAGUCUAAAGCGACUAGUAUUUCCGCUGGACCUCUAGAAAGAACAUUUUUCAAUCAAGUUUGCAUGGACACUCAAAAUUUAAAGCAAGUUUUUCUCUUCUCAGUUUCAUUGAAAGUAAGGGUUGCUUUUUGGCGGAUGGUAAAUUACAGGCAAAGAGAUGGCAAACUAUUCUUCUCCUUGUUUUUAAAUUUUUUAUCGUUACUUUCGCUCUUUCCUAUUAUUCUAAGGUUAUACAGAACAUUCAAGGAUCGAAAGUACGUCUACAUGCUGCUGGAAGUUUGUCUGGGCGGAGAGCUGUGGACUAUACUGAGGGACAGGUAAGAUAAAAUAAUAAGAAGAGAAAGCUAAUGUUGAGAAGUAAAGUAUGCGGGAGAAAGGGUGACAUAGUGAUGUAAGCAUUCGCCUUCAUCCGCUGUGGCCCUGCUUCCAUUUCCGAACCACACGUCAGAUGUAGCUGGAGCUUGUUUUUGGUUCUCGUUCCCGUUACGCUCAACUAAAAGCCCCUGAAAAUGGUUUUUUACUUGUUCCGCGAGCUGUGGUGUUUGUUUGUGGGUUGGAGUUCUUUUCUACGAGAGCAUUUCUUUAUAUUAGCAUUAUCAUUGUGAACAUUUUUGUUUAUGCAGAGGGUUUUUCGAUGAUUCUACCGCUCGAUUUCUUGUUGCCUGUGUGGUUGAGGCGUUUGAGUACCUUCAUUCCAGAGGCAUUGUCUAUAGAGACUUAAAGGUAACUAACUACUCACUCAGUGAAUAUUCUUUGGAGCGCUUUUCGAUUGUGUAUCUUAAGGUCAAUACCCAGGUAACGACAAGAGCCAAUCAGAACGAGGGAAUACUUCGUAAAGAGCCAAUGAGAACUCAAAGUAAAGCAACCGAACGACCUUGAAGCGCGGGAAAACGAUGGUGGCCCUUUUCUAGACCAAUCACAGAGCCAUGAGAAAUCAAUCCAACGCAAUUCGAGACUACUGUCAACUUUCGGAUCAGUAAUUUCGAAACCUAAAAAACAUUGCAACAUUGCCAUUGUUGUGGGACUAAUGAACAAACUUGUAUUUCCAUUCGUUUUAUCAGCCUGAAAAUUUGCUUUUGGACAAAGAUGGAUACGUGAAGCUGGUAAGUUGAUUUUUUGAUAUCAUUUAUUUUUAAAGCUUCCUCUAUAUUUUAUGUUUUUCUGCUUGACUGUAUAGAGUUAAAAUAUAUAUACUAUCGACAAAUAACAUUUUGAGCUACAGCAGUGGCUGGUAAACGCUCCUCAGAUAUAAGAGAGGUCAAGAAUUAUGUUUGCGCUAUGCAGCAAAAAGUGAACUUUUUUGCCAUCUGCCUUCAACCAUUUGUCCUUCAAAUGGGAAAGUUUGUUUCAGCGCUAAACAAGAGAUCGUUUGCUAUUUUUCUUUGGGAUUAUAUAGUUUAUAGGAAAAGUGAAAAAGAUAGGAAGGCAUUUUUCCCUUAAGUUUGUUGUUGCCUUCAACUUCAAUCUUAAACUCACUAACAUUUUUCAAGUAUUUCAAAAUUAUCCACUUAAAGUUUUAAGUUAUACAACAUAGUUAUAGAGGAAGCCGCCAGAACGGACUGUAUCAACAAUGGUUGGCUUUUGUUUAGGUUGACUUUGGUUUUGCCAAACGAAUCGGGUUUGGAAGGAAGACGUGGACGUUUUGUGGAACACCUGAGUAUGUGGCGCCGGAGAUUAUACUCAACAAGGUAAGGUUUAAAUAGUGUUGAUUAAACUGUUUUGAUUUACAUAUGCAUUGUGUUUCUACUCCUAUUUCAAAUUUCAUUUCUCUACGAUUUUCUGCCUGUUUGUAAAUCGGUUUUGCUGUCUGUCUGUCCUUCCGCUCGUACGUCUUUCUAAUAGCCCCUCCGUUUUUCUGAGUAAUUGAGUAUUAUCUACUGAGUUGACAACUUAAAUUGGCCGCCGUAAACAGUUUUAAAGCUGACGUUUCGAGCGUUAGCCCUUCAUCAAUGGCUCUGGCGAAGGGCUAACGCUCGAAACGUCAGCUUUGAAAUCCUUUACGGUGGCUCGUUUUGGUUAUCAACUGAGUUGAUGAUACUAAAUUACCCUGUUAACUUUCCCACCGACGUAGCACCGCAGUGUCUUUAGAAACUUACCCCUUUUAUUCCUCUGUUUUUCUGUCUGUUUGUAUGCUCUAUUUUUGACUUUUUAGCUUCCAUUUAUAAUCUCUCCCUGGUUUUAGGGCCAUGACUUGUCAGCCGAUUGUUGGUCUUUGGGAAUUCUUAUUUUUGAGCUUCUUAUUGGAAGGUCAGUUCUAUCUAAAUGUACGAGAAGCAGCGUGUAUGAGAAGUUAGGGCACUGGUCUUACGACACGGAGGUCCUGAGCUCCUAUGCUGGGCCAGGCUUAUAAAUUGCUAAAUAAAUUUAGUCUGUCCAGUUAGUACUUUAAAUUGAAUUAUUUUGUUUCAUUGAAGUAUUUGGCAAACAAAGAUAAUCCAUCUCUCGUUAUGAUCAUUAUUUCUCACUCGCCUUGAUUACUCAUUUCAAGUUUUAAAAAGCUGAACAUCAUUAAAUUUAUCGGGUGAAUUAACGGCGAUUUAUUGAACAGGGGCUUCUUUCACCAGACACUGUUUCAAUUUGUUGAGAGUUUCGCGCUAAGAACCUAAGUCACCGUUAUUUUCUUCGAGUAUUUUUAAAGAAUACCACUCUAUAUUUUGAUUCUUACAGUCCACCAUUUUAUGGCCCUGAUCCAAUGAAGACUUACAACAUUAUUCUUCGAGGAAUGGAUGUCAUAGAGUUUCCAAAAAAGAUCGGACGCAAUCCUCAAAAUCUCAUCAGAAGACUUUGCAAAGAAAGUCCUUCAGAACGACUGGGAUACCAAAAAGAUGGCCUCACAGACGUCAAGAAACAUAAGUAACAUACGCCUUGUCGUUCAUCCUUAUCUGCUAUGGUAUUAUGAAAGAGAAUCUUUUGAACAGGGAAUACAAAGACGAUAAAUACCUUUUUUUAAUUCGCGAUUAUUCAAACCCAGCGCGCAAUUUUACCGCGAUAAAAGUUUGAGAGAGACAUUCUGUCUUCGUCCGUCUACUUAACUUUAAAAAAAAUUCUAAAACUAUAAUUAGUAAUCAGCCGCCUGGCCGAAUUGCACACUUAUAGGAUAGUUUAGGCGAUACACUUUUCUAACCGCGCCAUAUUGUGUUCACUACUAUAUAGGCUAUUGUUCAUUUUCUCGUGUAGGAAAGUCAGCUGUUGUGCAUGAAUAUGUUCAGCAGAUGGUUAUUUUGUUUCCUCAAAUUUUGCCAUGGCGUUGACUUUGAUUGGUAUUAGGACUAUCUGUUGUCCGAUUUUGUCUAUAAUUACAGUUGUGAUUGCUCAAAUCGGACAAGUGCGGGAGGCCGAUUUGCAAUGGAUUCUUUUGUUCCACCCAGUACUGCCUUCUGAUUGGUUUUCAUUUCACGAGUGGGCCCUGUUUCAUUACAUGUAACUUUAAUGCUUCUCUUCCCCAAUUUUUCUAUGAUUUUGUUAUAAAUUGAACUCAGUUAUAAAUUUUUUUCUCUUUAGGUGGUUUCAAGGUUUUCACUGGCAAGGCCUGCUGGAGCGGACUCUUGAACCUCCAAUAAAACCCAAGGUACUUGAUAUGACUUACGGUGCCUUGUUAUUGACUGUAAGAAUUAAGUCGCAUUGGGUCGUAAUCUGUGACUGUUGCAUUGUAAAUAGGACAAAAACUAAGUGAGUAAGUCACUGUAAAACCUACCAAUCUGCUUUCACAAACUAAACUUAGGAAAUUCUACUGAAAAACACAGCUCCUUACUUAAAUGUUAUUAUGACAUUCCUUGUCUCAGAUAACAAUCCUUUUCAAGACCAUGCCUCACUCUCACCACCACAGUACAAGAUCGAAGGCAUCUGUAGUAGGUCCAAUAUAGACGUACCCCUUUGAUCCCAAAGAGUGACUACCAUCUAAUUUCUCCUAACAAUAUAACCCCUAAAUCCAAAACGAAGGUCAUGAUGAUGAAUGAUGGUAAUUGAACUAAGUGGAAUGCAAUUUGGGCUGAAAUCAUAUGCGUGAUUUCAAAAUGGAACGAGCGCGCAGCGCGAGUUCGAUUUGAAAUCACAAGUAUGAUUUCAGACCAAAAUUGCACGACACGAGGUUCAAUUACCACUUCAUUACAUCCAUUUUGAAAUCGCUCAAAUACAGGACUUGGUCAGUUCAAAUAUUUUAUAGAUGCAGUACUGAGCUGGUUUGAAAUUAAAUUCAUCUAUUUUCGGGGAGGAAAAAAUAAGUUUUGGGAACAAAAGUAGCAAAAUUUGCCACAUAAUACUCUUUGUCUUUCAUUUUCCUGCAAUUUGAUUGGUUACUUUAAACAAGCCUUGUUUUGUUUCUAGUGUAGCCUCCUCAUUGGCUGGGGAAAAGAUGCAAUUUAAAGCAAAAAUGGUGCGAUUCGUGAAUAAAUCGCACCAAUUAGAGCCAAUCAGAUUACAGUGACCACCAGUGAUUUCAAAAUGGGUGUAAUAAAGGAAGUAAUCACCGACUAAAAGAAGCUCUUGAUUGUUAAAUUAAUUCUUCUUGUCAGCACUUUGGGAAAUGUGUAGAGAACAAUAUGUGGAAUAAGCAAACUGAUGCUGGCUGUAGAAGGUUAAGAUUUCAAAACCUCAUCGACACACCCCAGGCACCCUCAAAAAUUCAUACGGUUCACCUAAUGGGACGGGGGAUGACCUCCUUGGUUAAAACCUUUAUGCUGUAUCCUAAGGAGUGUCAUUUUGAAUAUUUAUCAGGUGAAAGGCUCUACAGACUACUCAAAUUUUGAUCAUUAUGCAAAGGAUAUGGAUGUACCGCCAGACGACCUUUCUGGCUGGGAUGAAAACUUUUAACACUCUAGAAAUGUUGUUGUAGAAGUAGUGAAAAAUGUUUAUUAGCUAUAGAAAGGGUCAGGGGCUUUCUUUUUAUCAAAAGAACGCCAAAAAAGUAUGUUUUUUAAACAGAGAUUGAAGAAUACAAAAAUUGUAUAGAAAAUUAUUUAUAAAAGCCAGUACAUACAUGGUUUCUCCUCACAGAAAACUUGCGAGUGAUAUUAUUAAAAUCUAUUUAAAUUGAAACCAUCAAAUCAGAUAAAGCAUAUUAAUAUGUUUAUGAAAGAGGUGGUUUUGCAAUGACAGUUGUAAACCUCUUGUAUUUGUAGUGAUUUUUGGGCGAGUAUUCAUUUCUUUUCAAAAUGACUAAUUUCAAUAAAUCUUGCGUGC